ACACAAAAAUUUCAAUAAAAAAAUAAUAAUAAUUAAGAUAAUUAUGAAUGCAUUUCUUUCGUAUGAAACCUGUUAGCAAACUGUUCUCAAGCGUUUUCGAAGCUUAAAGGCGUUACUCACUUGUUUUCAGCUGUACAUUUUUUAACAGCAAUUGUUUCCGAUUAGUAGCUUAAUGUUUGCCAGCAGCAUUAAAUUCUCACAUUCAAGUUUUGUUUUCACUCGCAGUCAGACAGUUCUAGAAGUUGGAGAAGAUGCUGCGCUUGGGCAAUUAUUCAAAAGCUAUAAUUUUUGGCAUCAAUUAUUGGUUGAUAUUGGCCGACGCAUGCUAUAAUAGUCAAGAAUGUUACACACCGAAAAACUUUAAAGGAUAUUAUUACACACCUGAGGGAUUUCAAACCCUUACUGAUAGUCAGAAAAACAAUUGUGAGGGUAAUUGUGUUGAUAAUAACGUGACGCUGAUUUGUUGCACAUUCAAUACUCGACCCCAAAAAUAUCGCUUACUAUAUCAAUCAUGCAUAGACGAUCAUUUGCAGUAUGAAUUUAUUACAUUUGGCGUAGUGGCUAAACCAAAUGAGUUUCCAUUUAUGGCUGCCUUGGGUUGGCGUAUCACCAAAGAGGAUGGUACAGAGAGCAUAGCUUAUAGGUGUGGUGCAACUUUGAUCGCCAGCAGAUACUUGUUAACAGCGGCCCACUGUUUCUAUCACUCUAGUGAUCUGCCAGUUGUGGUGCGUCCAGGUGGUUUCGACCUUAAUAGCACCACAGCGAUUGAUUAUGAUAUCGACCAGAUUAUUGAACACCCCAACUACAUAUAUCCUGGUCUAUAUAAUGACAUAGCAAUCGUUCGUAUGGAGAAAGUAUUUCUUAGUUACACGUGGAUUGUUGCUAGAGCAUGUGUAUGGUAUAAGCCACUGGCUGAGCAGGAAGUCACUGCCAUAGGCUAUGGCAAUACGCAGUUUGCUGGUACCUCAUCACCACUCUUAAUGAAAACUAGUUUAUCGACCAUAUCCAAUGAGGAGUGUAAUCAACAUUAUGAACAAGAUGAUGAAGUGCUCAGCUCGGGUGUAGUCCCUACACAAUUAUGCGCAAAAGAUUAUGAAAAACUGCGUGAUACUUGUCAGGGCGAUUCUGGUGGUCCUUUGAUUGUGUAUGAAAAAAUCGACGGCUACAGUCUUAUGGCUUAUAUUGUAGGUAUUACGUCGUUUGGUAUUGGCUGCGGCACAGGUACCCCGGGCAUUUAUACACGUAUAUCUGAAUAUUUUGAUUGGAUUGAGGAAACAAUUUAUAAAUAAACAAACAUUUAGGUAGAAAUAUAUGCAUUGACAAAAAUUA
Molecule: messenger RNA, 1329 nt
Organism: Bactrocera oleae (olive fruit fly)
Lineage: Eukaryota; Metazoa; Arthropoda; Insecta; Diptera; Tephritidae
Source: RefSeq, a predicted model, not a curated record